Molecule: messenger RNA, 1941 nt
Organism: Letharia columbiana
Lineage: Eukaryota; Fungi; Ascomycota; Lecanoromycetes; Lecanorales; Parmeliaceae
Exons: 6
Coding region: 1-1941 (646 amino acids)
Biological process (GO): regulation of DNA-templated transcription
Cellular component (GO): nucleus
Molecular function (GO): DNA-binding transcription factor activity, RNA polymerase II-specific; zinc ion binding; transcription cis-regulatory region binding
Source: RefSeq, a predicted model, not a curated record
AUGGGGUAUGGUGGAGAAUCGAUUCUGAUGGCGGAGAAUCCUCAAUCUGUCCCUAGUCCUUCCAGGCAGUCCAGCAUCCGAGCAUGUGCCAUGUGUGUCAAGGCAAAGGCCAAGUGUACCCCUCACCCAGCGAUCGAGGGAGUUUGCCAGCGGUGUCAUCGUCUGAAAAAGCAAUGCUUCUUACACGAACGGCCAAGCCGUAAGCGUACACGGACGUCGAAGCCAACACGCGUUGCCCAAUUAGAACAGAAGCUAGACCGUCUAGUUACUUUACUAACAUCCAAUCAAUCUGUCUCACAAACGACGCCAUUGAGUCAGGCGUCUGGUGUUCCUUUACCAAGAUCACCAAUGUCUCUGGAUUCCAAUGCAUCGACAGUUGGACUUUCCAUUGCAACGCCUCAGUCAAUCAAUUUGGACGCAGAAACAACCGCCGUGAAAAUCCUCGGUGGCGCUAUCGCCCCCGCUGACCUUGUGUGUACUACGACCGCUGGAAACUUGUCAAUUGCGAGUCAAGGCAUGUCACAGCUUGACCCCGAUGAGCAAGAAGCACAAGAUUUGCUACUCGAAUUCAAGAAAACUAUGACAGAGCAGUUUCCUUUCGUUGUGGUAGACCCGUAUAUUACCUCGCAAAGUCUUCAUCAAGAGAGACCGUUGCUUUGGAAAGCUAUCAUCAUUGCGGCGUCGCAUGAGAACUCGUAUCGCCAAAUGGUACUCGGGGCUGAUCUGAUGGAGGAUCUCACUAAGCGCUUGCUGUUGAGAGCCGAAGUGUCUCUCGACCUGCUUCAAGCGCUACUGGUUUUCAUUGCAUGGUACCACUAUCACACUCUCGUCAACCCACAAAUCACCAAUCUGCUUCACUUGACUAAGGCCCUGAUCAACAAUAUGGGCUUGAAUCGCACACAGACAACCUACGAUCGUGGCAAAUUCUUCCUGGACGGGCACGAAUCCUUUAAACCCAUAACUCAGUCAUCCCAUGGAUUAGAGUCUAGCAGGUCUGACGGCUGGCGAGCCCUUGCUGGCUGUUUCUAUCUGACAUCUGUGAUAUCUGCCAGCUGCCGGGGUUUGGAGCCACAAUUCAACACACCCUACAUAUUAGAAUGCUGUCACAAGCUCGAAGAGGCUGGAGAGUAUCAAAGUGACGUUGUACUAGUGCAGCUUGUGCGCCUUCAAGAGAUCUGGUAUCGCAUGAGUCGUAGCUUUCCAUAUGACGAAUCCCUUGCUUCUCGAAGACCAGACGCUCCUGUAGAGAUGUUUGUGAGAGCGUGGCAAAAGGAGCUGGAGACAUUCUGGGCUUCACUGCCCGUUGAGUCUCAACAAAAUAAGCUUCUACUCGCAACAUAUCACACUACCCAAAUCGCUCUUUACGAGAUUGACUUCCCCAUGUGCCUACCCCGAGUCGGUGUUCAAGUCUUCGAUAGGACGGGAAGACUCGAAUUUAUCUACGCCAGUCUCCUGGCGACGAAGAAAGUCUUUGGCGUCUAUUCAUCAAUCCUUGUCGGAAGACUAUCCGGCAUCUGCUUUACACUGUGGGCUCAAUUUAACUAUGCACUCCUAAAUGCCGUCAAACUUCUUACCACUGAGGCCGAUGGUUGGGAUUUGCAGCAUGCGCGAAAUGUUCUCACAUUCCCUGAUAUCCUGCACAGCCAAGUCACGUCGAUCGAAGAGACAAUUUCCAGACGCGGUCUGGUCUUAGAAAACGCUAUGUAUGGGAAAGAUGUGUUUAUCCGCUUCCUUAGGAAAGUACAUCACGCGUUACGAUGGUACGAAUCAUCACGCGUUUCGAGGAUUGAGUAUGAAGGGAUGGAUGACAAGCCCACCAACCCUAAUGGGUCCCUCGAAGCGACUGACACAGGAGAGUCGCUCCCGGUCUUCGACGAUGCUUUCUGGCAAACGCUUUUUGAUGACAACUGGAUGCUCGUAGGGGAUGGAACCAGCACAUGA